AUGUUCUACAGCAUUAUUGGCGCUCUUUUGGGUCUUCCUAUUAUUUCUGGCUGCUUUCUGUCCCAAGAUGGGGUUAAGGCAGCCGCCGUCAUCAUCAUCUUCUUCAUCAUCGUCUUUCAGAUUGUGCGGCCGACGCUGGCAAAAGCCGAGCAAGCACAAUGGAGUGGCCCAGGCAAGGUCCUGCUAUUUCCAUGCCUGCUAUCUCAUACCCGUUUGUUUCCAAAAAAGCAUUCAUUCUCCUAUUCCUAUCUUACAGUAGGCGUCCCUGUCGGAUUUGAGGGGAAUGCUGGAGGGUUAGUUUCGGUCCUUGGCCGAGUCGGACCGGACCUUUCCUCAUUGCUUUCUUUCGCCCCUCGGAUGCCGAGAGCUUGGUUCAGCAUCGAUGCCGCCGACUACCUGGAGCGUGGUAAGCCCGAGCUUGGCUUGCGGGGAAAGCUGGAUGAAUACCUGCGAACACAAGAAGCCGACCCGGCAGCGUACCCGUACGCCUAUCUGGUCACGGCAGCACGUGUCCUCGGCUACCACCACAACCCGGUCUCGUUCUGGUAUCUGUAUGAUGCUGACAAGUGUCUGGCUGCCAUGAUCCUGGAGGUCAAUAACACAUUCGAUGAGCGAAGAAUGUACUUUUUGACUCGGGAUGACAUAGACGAGCCUAUCGACCAUUCGCCAAACCAGCAAGACAUUGAACCAACGCAGACUCGCCGCUCCGAACAGACCGGCUCCCCUUGGGCCGUGCUAAAGCAGUCAUGGCCGAAAGAUUUUCAUGUAUCGCCUUUCAAUUCCCGCAAGGGCUCGUACACACUGACAGCGUCCGAUCCCCUGUACCCUUUUAUGCAAGGCAGGGGUGCGAUCUCCAUCACGAUCAAGCUGAAGUCGUCAAAGGGACACUGCAAGAUGGUGGCCAGAUUGUCUUCGGAUGGCGCUGCUGUUGACCCUUGCGACAUGACGCCGGGUCAAAAGGUCAUAUUUCUGUUGUCAUGGUGGUGGGACUGCUUUCUCGCGUUUCCGCGGGUCCUCAAGGAGGCCUUUUCUCUCUUCUACCGGCACAGACUUCAUAUGUGGUACAGGCCAGAGCCACUGAAAGACACCAUCAGCCGUAAAGCGGACAAGACAGAGCAACAUUUGGAAGGCAUCUUCAGGCGGUACUUACAGCAUCUUGUCGAGCAAUCUGCUACGCCCCUCAAAGUGAGGUACAUCGCCAGCGGUCUUGUCCAGGACACAACCCAGCUGAUGCUCUCAUCACCUGUCCAAGACAGACCGGAAUGCGCGCCGGAGCUCGAAUUCAGGGUACUGACCCCUGUCUUUUACAAGAGGUUUAUCCAUUAUCUGGAUGACCUCGAUGCUUUUUCCUGCGAGCUCAAUGAGAGCCGCACCAUCUGGGUAUCCCACCCCGAUUUGUUGCCAACAUUUGCUUUGAACAAGCUCUCUGCGGUUGUUGAGCCAACCGCUUCUGGCGGAGACAUUUACUUAAGGAUUAUAGGGAACCUCCGCGUUCGACCCGAGCGGAUCGUUCGACCAUUGACAUCCAAUUCAGUAGCGACGAAAGCCCAAACGACCGACAAUCAGGACUCCGGGAGGUCCGCGAUGGAUGUCUAUGUCAUUGCACACGAGCCUCCGUGCAGCCGGGCAGCUUAUCAACGCUGCGUUCUGAAACUGUUCUUAGCAGAGAGAAUGCUGGCCGGUGUCGCGCCGUCUGUCAGCGUCCAACGAUUGUUUCGGCUAGCGUCUCUAGUGGCUUAG
Molecule: messenger RNA, 1740 nt
Organism: Canariomyces notabilis
Lineage: Eukaryota; Fungi; Ascomycota; Sordariomycetes; Sordariales; Chaetomiaceae
Exons: 2
Coding region: 1-1740 (579 amino acids)
Source: RefSeq, a predicted model, not a curated record